UUAGGGGGAGUGCCCUGUGUCAGUAGACUACAGCCUGCUGCUUUCAUUCCAUGCAGACUGAGUGCUGCUGACAGACACACAAUGCCUUCUCCUCAGUACUGCACGUCUGCUGUGAUUCUACAUAUCCUGCUGCUGCCUUUGUUGGGACAGGUAGAGUCCCUCACCAGGACCUACUACAUUGGCAUUGUGGAGGAGGAGUGGGACUAUGCCCCUUCUGGGAAAAAUCUCAUCACUGGACAGAACAUAUCUGAGGACAAAGACGCUUCCACUUUCCUGGAACAGGGUGCAGAAAGAAUAGGACGAGUCUAUAAGAAAGCCAUCUACAGACAGUACACCAACUCCUAUUAUACAGAAGAAGUCACUAAGCCAGCAUGGUUGGGGUUCCUGGGCCCCAUUAUAAAGGCCGAGGUUGAAGACACUAUCAUUGUUCAUCUGAAGAAUUUGGCUUCCCGGCCAUACACAUUACACCCACACGGGGUCUUCUAUAAGAAGGAUUCAGAGGGGGCUUUUUAUCCAGACGGAACCCACAAAUCAGAUAAAGGUGAUGAUGCAGUCCCUCCUGGUGGACAGCACACCUACACCUGGAUCGUUAUUAAGGAACAUGCACCCACCAGUGGAGACCCAAACUGUCUGACAUGGAUCUACCACUCCCAUACCGAUGCCCCCAGAGAUAUUGCAAGUGGAUUAAUCGGGGCACUGCUGACUUGCAAAAAAGGUACUCUGGACAGUUCAUUAAAUCGGCUGGAUGUGGAUAAGGAUUUUGUGCUGAUGUUUAGCGUUGUUGAUGAAAAUUUCAGCUGGUACCUAGAGGAGAACAUUCAGAAAUAUUGUUCAGAAGCAGACUUGGUAGACGUGGAGGAUGAAGAUUUUCAGGAGAGCAACAAGAUGCAUGCAAUUAAUGGAUAUUUGUAUGGAAACCUCCCGGCUAUAAACAUGUGUGUUGGUGACUCAGUGUCCUGGCAUUUGUUUGGCAUUGGUAAUGAAGUGGAUAUCCAUUCAGCCUUCUUUCAUGGGCAAACAGUCACCAACCAAGGCCACAGAACUGACGUCAUUAAUCUGUUCCCUGCCACGUUCGUCACAGUGGAGAUGAUGCCAUCUAAUGCUGGAUCAUGGAUGUUAAGCUGCCAAGUGAAUGACCACAUUGAAGCUGGCAUGUUGGGCUUAUAUAAUGUUGGCAAUUGUGGAACAACCCCUACGCCUCUGCCACUGGGACCUGUGCGGAGAUAUUUUAUUGCAGCAGAGAAAGUGCUCUGGAACUACGCACCAAAGAACUAUGACACAUUCACCAACCAGGCUUUGGAUGAUCCAGAGAGUGAUUCUGCAACCUUCUUCACAAAGAGCUCUGACAGGAUUGGAGGAUCUUACUGGAAAGUCCAUUAUACAGAGUAUACAGAUGAAUCAUUUAGUGUUACAAAGACACGCACGGAAGAUGAAAAACAUCUUGGAAUCCUGGGCCCAGUGAUUAAGGCUGAAGUAGGAGAUACAAUUGUUGUUGUGUUUAAGAAUAUGGCUGACAGGAACUACAGCAUCAUGGCUCAUGGCCUGUCUUUUAAUAAAGACUCAGAAGGUGCCCCAUAUGAGGAUGGGGGCAUUGAGAAGGGAGGAUCACAUGUUGGACCUGGAGAGAAAUUCACAUACACCUGGAAAGCACUAGAAGAAAAUGGACCUACUACCACUGAUCCAAACUGCCUGACUUACCUAUACUACUCUGCGUUUGACCCAGCCAGGGACACUAAUUCUGGACUGGUGGGACCUCUGCUGGUCUGCAAGAAGGGUGCUCUUCAUCCGGACAACACACAGGUGCAGAUAGAUAAAGAGUUUUAUUUGCUGUUCACAAUCUUUGAUGAGAACCUGAGUUGGUAUUUGGAAGAAAACCUCGCCAUGGUUUCUUUAGACCCGGCCACCAUUGACAGAGAAGAUGAAGAGUUUCAGGAGUCAAACCAAAUGCACGCGAUCAAUGGCUACAUGUAUGGAAACCUGCCUGGCCUCGUCAUGUGUCAGAGGGACAAUGUGUCAUGGCAUCUGCUUGGCAUGGGCACAGAGCUGGAUAUUCAUGGCGUCCACUUCCAUGGGAACAUACUCGACUUUGCUGGAAUGAGGAGGGACAUCGUCAACAUGUUCCCACACACGACGAUGACUGUGACCAUGCAUGCCUAUAACUUAGGUCAGUUCGAAGUGAGUUGUCAGACGUUGGAUCAUCACAAGGGUGGUAUGAAACACACAUAUGUGGUGCAGGCAUGUGACAAUUCCACGAAUCACGAUGACAUCCAGUAUGGCACCAUGAGGACGUACUUCAUUGCUGCGGAGGAGGUGGAGUGGGACUACAGUCCGGACAGGGCCUGGGAACUUGAGAAACAUAACUUCACAGCACAUCUGCAUGAGAGCCCUGGACAUGUUUUUGUGAGUUCUGAUAAUGACCGCAUAGGAUCGAAAUACAAAAAAGUGGUUUACAGGGAAUAUACAGACGGACGGUUCACAGAGCUGAAGGAAAGAAGCCAGGAGGAGGAGCAUCUGGAAAUACUCGGUCCGUUCAUUCGAGCAGAGGUUGGAGACAGUAUAUUGGUUGUGUUUAAAAAUAAAGCCACGCGCCCAUAUUCCAUUUACGCACAUGGUGUGCAGAUAGUCAAUAUUGCCGUUGAAGCUACUCAGCCAGGGGGGACAAACACUUACCAGUGGAAUGUUCCAGAACACUCAGGACCAGGAACGAAUGACCCCGAUUGUUUAACAUGGGCCUAUUAUUCCAUGGCAGACUUUAUGAAGGAUCUGUACAGUGGCCUGGUGGGACCAUUGGUAACUUGCAGGAAGGGAGUAUUAGACAGCAAAGGCCGGAGGAGGGAUGUUGCUCGGGAAUUCGCUCUUCUCUUCUUAGUGUUUGAUGAGAACUUUUCCUGGUACCUAGAUGACAACAUUGAAAGCUAUAUUCAUAAAGACCCCAGUGAUGUCAAUAUCACAGAGGAAUUUGAAGAGAGUAAUAAAAUGCAUGCAAUAAACGGUAAGAUCUAUGGAAAUCUGCAUGGCCUUACCAUGACCGAAGGUGAAAAGACCAACUGGUACCUGAUGGGACUGGGGAAUGAAGUUGACAUGCACACUGUCCAUUUCCAUGCUCAGAGCUUCCUGUACAAGGUGAACAGCGAUCACCGAGCGGAUGUGUUUGAUCUCUUUCCUGGGACAUUUCAGACUAUAGAGCUGGCGGCCGGUAACCCGGGGACCUGGCUUCUCCACUGUCAUGUCAAUGAUCACAUCCACGCUGGCAUGGAGACAACCUUCACUGUCAUGGAGAGGCCUGAGGAAAAUACCCGUGCCUCAGAUUCUGUCCGCCCCGGCGGAGUGCCGUUCCUAGGAAACGUCCUGACGGUGGGGCAGGCACAUGCAGCUCUAGUCUCUCUCCUGUCCAUCGGUUUGGCCUUGUUGGUGCUGCUGGUGGUAGUCCUGUCAGUGAUACACUAUGGAAAGAAGAAGAGGCACUACAAUACAAUUUAUAACGGAUCGCUGCCUUUGAACACCAUAUGAGAACUCCCACGAUGCACUGAGGAGCUCUGUGAACAGAAAUGCCUCAGAACUCUGUGCAGUCGCACUUUACUACUUCAUGUUUACAAGCUGGAUAUGGAAUGCUGACAGGUCUCUAUAUCCCCCCAAUCUGAACUUGCUGCUGAAUGUAAAUGGGGGACUGGCAGAUUGGGGCAAU
This is a messenger RNA of Nanorana parkeri, 3685 nucleotides long. It is a transcript of the gene HEPHL1, whose product is annotated as hephaestin like 1. Gene Ontology annotation, biological process: iron ion transport. Lineage: Eukaryota; Metazoa; Chordata; Amphibia; Anura; Dicroglossidae. The record is from RefSeq and is a predicted model, not a curated record. The transcript is spliced from 20 exons. Gene Ontology annotation, molecular function: copper ion binding; ferroxidase activity. The coding region runs from base 82 to 3510 and encodes 1142 amino acids. Gene Ontology annotation, cellular component: plasma membrane.